AUGGCCCACUCAACGCGCUUCGCAGUUCUCGCCUUCGCCACGCUCCUCCUCGCGCUAGUCCCCGCGCAUGCGGCGCCCGCCGCCGCCGCCGCCGCCGCCGCCCCGCGCUGCGCGCUCACGGGGCUUGCGCCGAAGAAGCCCGUCGUUCCGCCGCACCGGUGCCCUGCGGCGGCGGAGCUGUCGUGCUGCGCGGACUGCGUGGACACGAAUCAAGCGCUGCAGUUCGUCUCGUCAACCCUUGACGAUCUUGGUCAAAUGAUGAACACCUGGGAUCUCUUUGGCGGCACCGCGCGGGGCGGUCUGAUAUACCAGUUCUACCCCGACGUUCAAAGCCUGAUGGACUAUGUGGCUCUCUACGCCUCGAAUUUCGCCUAUUUGAUGACUCUUGAAUAUCAGACCUUCAAUAUCACCAUCGCUCCUGGUGCAUGCUUCUCGGGAGCCGCAGCCGCGCCAACCUACACCCCCUGCUGCGACCCCCUCACCGUCGACCCCAAAUGUCCCCGCGGCGCUGUUGACAAAGUCAAGUACGCGCAUUACAUCAACCGCACCAUCAACUCCACCGCCUUCUGGGGCUGUUUCCGCCGCUUCGCUGAUGUCAGUGGUGGCUCUUGUGGUUGGCGCGGCAGCAGUGAUCGCGUAAAUGAAGCCGCCAUGCCAGGCGCGGGAAGCGGCGGGGGAGGGGGAGGGGGAGGGGGAGGGCUGCGCGUGAGCACGCUGAACGGCGUGAAGGUGUACAACGUGUCGGGCGGCAAGGCCGUGCCCGAGUGGAUUUCGGACAAGAAAAAGCGCGCUCUCAGGAAGGACGAAGACUACCUGCGGCGCAUCGAGCUCAUUCAGGACCUCGAGUUCAAAGUCGCCUCCACGCGGAUCAAGGCGUCCCGUGACGGAAAAUACCUCCUCGCUUCAGGCGUGUACCCCCCUCAGGUGCGGGUGUACGAGCUGGCAGAGCUGUCCCUCAAGUUUGAGCGCAAUCUGGACUCGGAAAUUGUUGACUUUCAGGUGCUCACAGACGACUACAGCAAGAUUGCCUUUCUGUGUGCCGACCGCUCCGUGUGCUUCCAUGCUAAGUUUGGAGCUUACUUCAAGACACGCAUCCCCAGGAUGGGCCGUGGAUUGGCGUACGACCCAGCAUCGUGUGACCUGCUGCUUGCUGCUUCCUCGCCUGAAAUUUACCGGAUCAACUUGGAGCAGGGUCAGUUCCAGCAGUCGCUGCAGUCGCGGUCGCCAGCAGUGAAUGUGAUCGGUCGCAGCCCCUCCCACGGGCUCGUUGCAUGUGGAGGGGAGGACGGUGCCUUGGAGUGCUUUGACAACCGCCAGGCCUCCGCCGUGUCUCGCAUUGAUGCCGUUGGCGCUACUGGGAAUGCCGAGCAGCAAGUGACAGCAGUGCGAUUUGAAGACACGGAGGGCAUGCAUUUGGCUGUCGGCACAAGCACAGGGCAGGUGUUGCUGUACGACCUUCGCUCCUCCAAGCCCUAUCGGAUCAAGGACCACAUGUACGGCAGUCCCAUUCACAGCAUCAAGUGGCACAGAGGCAUAGCGGGGUCAUCACAGCACAUCAUCUCAACAGACAAGCGCAUCAUUAAGAUCUGGACCCCCACCACGGACUCCAACGUGACGAGUGUGGAGCCAACCGAACCGGGAGGAAUCAACGACGUGUGUGUGAUGCGCGGCAGUGGGCUGAUCGUGGCAGCCAUGGACUCGCCCCGCCUGCAGGCAUACUUCAUCCCCUCUCUCGGUCCAGCGCCACGUUGGUGCUCCUUCUUGGAAAAUAUCACUGAGGAGUUGGAGGAGGGUGGAGCGGCAAUGUACGAUGAUUACAAGUUUGUGACACGGGAGGAACUGAACGCACUGAGGCUCACAGAGCUUCUAGGGACUAACCUGCUGCGGCCCUUCAUGCAUGGGUUCUUCCUGCACUCGCGGCUCUACCACAAGGCGAAGUCCAUAGCAGACCCGUUCGCGUGGGACGCGUAUCGGCAGCAGAAGGUGAAGGAGAAGAUUGAAGCACAGAGGGCCAGUCGCAUUUCGGUGCAAAAGAAGCUCCCCAAGGUGAACGCCAAGCUGGCCGCGCAGCUGAUGCAACAGAGUGGGGCAGAGGCGGCAAGGGAGGAGGGAGGGGAGGACGAGGAGGACGAGGAGGAGGAAGGGGCGGGUGGGAAGGCGCGGAAGCAGCGCAAGGCUGCUGCCAGCGCUCUAGCCGACCCUCGCUUCGCCUCGCUGUUCACUGAUCAGGCUUUCCAAGUGGAUGAGGACUCUCAAGAGUACAUGGCUCUGCAUGGGGGCAUGCGGGGAGGAGCGGAGGAGAGGCGGCAGCAGCAAAAGCGGGAUAAGGAGCUUCUAGAGGAGCAUUUCGAAAUGGUGGAAGGGGAAGAGGAGGAGGAUGAUGAGGAUGAGGAUGAGGGAGAGGAGGCGGGAGAGGAAGAGGAUGAGGAUGAGGGAGAGGAGGAGGGGGAUGAGGAGGAGGAGAGGGGUGGAAGCGGGAAGAGGAGGUUGGUGCAGGGAGGAAAGGAGGAGGGUGUGUCACGGAAGAGAGGGGCCAAGGAGCCAAGGCUCUACGAAGCGAGAGACGACGUGCAUGCAGCAGCCUUCAGAAACCGCCAAAGCCUCGCCGCCCAGAAGAACCUGCCCCUGGAGGAGAGAAUCGCACAGCUCCCGCAUUCGUCUGCUAGCGGCCAAGGCGCCGCUCAUGGCGUUCCUGUAAGGAGGGCGGGCGGCGCGGUGGAGUUUACUGUUUCGAUGCA
Closterium sp. NIES-65 is the source of this 2738-nucleotide messenger RNA. NCBI's taxonomy places the organism in Eukaryota, Viridiplantae, Streptophyta, Zygnematophyceae, Desmidiales, Closteriaceae. The record is from the annotation of a GenBank genome assembly.